Messenger RNA from Pungitius pungitius (ninespine stickleback), 3814 nucleotides. RefSeq names its product solute carrier family 23 member 1 (gene slc23a1). Lineage: Eukaryota; Metazoa; Chordata; Actinopteri; Perciformes; Gasterosteidae. Gene Ontology annotation, cellular component: membrane. The record is from RefSeq and is a predicted model, not a curated record. Gene Ontology annotation, biological process: transmembrane transport. The coding region runs from base 622 to 2412 and encodes 596 amino acids. Gene Ontology annotation, molecular function: transmembrane transporter activity. The transcript has 14 exons.
CAAUCAUACUUAAAGCAAUUAAAACAGUGUCAAUUCUCCUAGUAAGUAUAAUGCAAUGUAAGUGGCUUUGGAUAAAUGACAUGUAAUGAAAAGUAAAUAUUUUUAACUCCUUCCGCUUUCAGUCAGUCCGCCAUUGUCUGCCAGGCUUUUUCUCUCUGCUUAAUCACAGCUGCCGUAUUCGGGUGAGAAAUAUGCUGCACGCUGCAUAUUCUCCAUUUCCGCAUCAGUAAAUCCGUGAUGGACACCGUGGUCACGCAGGAUCCCAGCUAUGUGCACCUGGAUCGACGUAGCUUCCCCUUCUCAUCACAGUCACUUAUCCUGGAUUCCUUUAUUCUACUUUUGUGCAACACCCCCCAGGUGCCCAGGAGGAAGACUCAGCUUCAACAUGUCUUUAGUGAACAGGAAGGGAUCAUUCUGUGUACCCUGGUUACACUUUGGACCUCAAUUUUAAUCAAUAACCAAUAAUUGCUGAUGGUAAGCGGCUGUGUCAGAGGUAGUCGGUCACCUGAGCAGGUGUCUGUGUGUGGUUAAUAAUCUCUGGUUAAUCUUCAUGGACUUUCACCUAAAACUCUCCAUCUACUCGUGUCUUCAGUAUUUGCUCCGUGACCGGCUGCAGGUGAAAUGGAGGAUGCUUCUAAGAGUCUUGAUAAUAUGGCAGACGGUGUCAAGCUACCAAUGGAAGGUAAAGGAAAAAAACAGCCAAUAGCAAAGCAGGUGGCGAAGUCAGACAUGAUUUACACCAUAGAAGACGUCCCACCAUGGCACCUGUGUAUUCUACUAGGACUACAGCACUACCUCACAUGUUUCAGUGGAACUGUGGCGGUGCCCUUUCUCCUGGCAGAGGCCAUGUGUGUUGGUCGUGACCCGAACACCGUCAGUCAGCUGGUGGGAACCAUCUUUACCACCGUGGGCAUCACAACCCUUAUUCAGACCACCGUGGGGGUCAGGCUUCCUCUCUUCCAGGCCAGUGCGUUUGCUUUCUUGAUUCCUGCCCAGGCGAUCCUCAGUCUGGACCGCUGGAAAUGUCCAAGUGACGAGGAAAUUUAUGGGAAUUGGACUCUACCACUUAGCACCUCACAUAUCUGGCAUCCACGGAUCAGAGAGAUCCAGGGCGCCAUCAUUGUGUCCAGUGCUGUGGAACUUUUGAUUGGGCUUUGUGGGUUGCCAGGUUUGCUGCUGGAGUACAUUGGCCCCCUCACCAUCACUCCAACUGUCUCACUGAUCGGCCUGUCUGCGUCUUCCAUUGCUGGAGACAGGGCUGGGUCUCACUGGGGCCUGUCAGCAUUGUGUAUUUUUCUAAUUGUGCUCUUUGCUCAGUACCUGAGAGAGACCUCAUUUCCUGUUCCUGUUUACACCAGGAAGAAGGGACUGACCUCCACUCGUGUGCAGAUCUUCAAAAUGUUUCCAAUCAUUCUCGCCAUCAUGUUAGUUUGGCUCGUUUGCUACAUUCUCACGCUCACCAACCUGUUGCCAAGCAAUUCUGAGAGUUAUGGACACAAGGCUCGUACCGAUGCCCGUGGUGACAUCAUGACUUCGUCCCCCUGGUUUAGAGUACCCUAUCCCUGCCAGUGGGGGUUGCCGGUGGUAACAAUUGCCGGGGUGUUGGGGAUGCUGAGUGCCACCAUGGCCGGCAUUGUGGAAUCGAUUGGUGAUUAUUAUGCCUGUGCUCGUCUCUCUGGAGCCACGCCUCCUCCAGUCCACGCCAUCAACAGGGGGAUCUUCACUGAAGGUGUUUGCUGCAUAAUUGCUGGUCUUUUAGGAACAGGAAACGGCUCAACCUCCUCCAGUCCAAAUAUAGGCGUUCUAGGCAUCACAAAGGUUGGCAGCAGGCGGGUGGUACAGUACGGAUCUGUUAUCAUGUUGAUAAUGGGUUCAGUCGGGAAGUUCACGGCUUUGUUUGCCUCUCUGCCAGACCCGAUCCUUGGUGGAAUGUUCUGCACACUUUUUGGUAUGAUCACAGCCGUCGGUCUCUCUAACCUGCAACUUGUUGAUCUGAACUCUUCAAGGAACCUUUUUGUUUUGGGAUUCUCAAUGUUCUUUGGUCUGACUUUGCCAACGUACUUGGAUAAACACCCCGAGUCCAUUAAAACAGGUCUUGCAGAGCUGGAUAACAUCCUGACAGUUCUUCUGUCCACUGAGAUGUUUGUUGGGGGUUUCCUGGCUUUUUGUCUCGACAACACGAUACCAGGUUCCAAACAGGAGCGCGGUCUAGUUGAGUGGAGGUCCUCUUCCGAUUCCUCCUCUUCCUCGUAUGACCUCCCAUUUGGGAUGGGUGUGGUUGGACGUACUCAAUGGCUAAGACGCUUUCCCAUCAGUCCCUCCUUUGCAGGUUUCAAGGUUUCUGCCCCUCCAAGGCUACCUGAGGAAGAAGAGGAGGCUCCUGACAUGGACCCGCUCAGUACCAAGUUGUGACUGUCAUCCGUCAAUGUCAACUGAUUGGGAAUUAAAUCUGCGAUGCAAACUCUUUUGGUCUUUUAUUGAUGUAAAUCUUCAGUUGAUUUCUAUUGAGUUGAGUUCUAUUGUUGAUUUAUUAAUCAGCUGAUUUUGCUACACUUUAUAUGUAGCUUAAGCGCAAGUUCAGUCAGGAAGACAACCAGUCGGGCUCUUUUUUCCUCCCGGGUAUUUAUGCUAUCAGCUGAUUGGUUACCAAAAUGUGCACGCCCCCAAUCAGAUUCUACAACUAUUCGCUGGAGCCAAUCACGUUGUUGCUGUCAAGUGUUUAAAAGUAUUCUCCUCUCCGUUGGCUGUCUGCUGUCAUUUUCAGUGUGUAGCUGAGGCGACCCUCCUCCACCCUAGUCACCUCCAGUUGGCAUCGGCGUGGUUCCAGGUUCAUCAUCUAGUUGCUGCUAUUCCUAUUCACCACCACCAGUGUCUGGACUCCAGGGGGAUUGGGAUUAUUGGACCUCAGUAUCCCUACCUUCGGGAAUAGUCCCUCAGGAUGGAGUCCAAUCGCCAAAGAAUUGCACAAGUCAUAGUUGAUGCUUAUGUAAUAAACCAUUGUUACUAUCAAAUAAGUCUCUCCUGAUUGAAAUGAUUUGAACUCUAAAGGUCAGAAAGACAUAUUUUUAAAUGCAAUUUUAGCUGAUGUAACUCUUCCGUAAUUUAAAUCAACAUAAAUUGAUCCUUUUACUAAUCAAAACCAAAAAUAAAAGUUUCCAAAAAUAUAUGCUUCUUUGAUGAAAACGAAUUAUGUACAUAUCAUCUUGUGGUUAGGAAUUCGAAGCAAACAAUGACUACAAUCUUUAGAAAAACACAUCAUAGUAUUAAGCAACCGUUCUUUGAAGAGAAGCCAUUGGUUGAGUUGCUUAUACAACCGUAUGGGAUUUAAAUGGCAAAUAAAAAAAAUUACGUUGGCCCUCUACUCUAGCUGUGUGUGUGUGCGCGUGCGUGUGCGCGCACAUGUAACAGAGUCAGAAAUACAUGUUAUCAUUUUCAAUGCAUCAUCUCUUAAGCCGAUGACUGAAAUGCCAACUUGGGUGCGCCGUCGUUCUUUCUCGUUAGCGGAAAGGUCAAAGGUCAAGUCGAGUGACGCGCAAUUGUGGCCUUUUCGCCAGGGGACGCCGGCUGUUUGUCAACGCGUGGGCACUGUUGUGGUUGUUUCUGAAGGCCCCUGAGACACUGUUUCAUGCUUUUAAAACGACAAGCAUUUGAAAAGACUUGACACUGUGCAAAUGUCUAUUCUGUCAUGAAAUGUCCAAGAUGUUUCACCUCAUCACAGGCCAGAAGGUCAUUGUCAGCCAAUUUAAAAUGAGGGAAUUUAAAAAGAGUCCACACUGUUUGCAGGAGGAGCAGCUGAGAUGAGGAGAUGGAUCCA